Molecule: messenger RNA, 1191 nt
Organism: Musa acuminata AAA Group (dessert banana)
Lineage: Eukaryota; Viridiplantae; Streptophyta; Magnoliopsida; Zingiberales; Musaceae
Product: 14-3-3-like protein D
Exons: 7
Coding region: 132-899 (255 amino acids)
Biological process (GO): signal transduction; intracellular protein localization
Cellular component (GO): cytoplasm
Source: RefSeq, a predicted model, not a curated record
GGUUGUUUUGUUGUCUUCCGCCUGCUGUCCUCAAAACCGGCUAAAAUAGGAAGCCGAGUGCACGACUGCAAGCGAUCGAGGCCAGGAGGAGAGACGAAGAAGAGGAGAUCGAUUCGAUCCGACCUCUCACCAUGGCGUCGCAGAGAGAUCGUGAAAACCACGUCUACGUCGCUAAGCUAGCAGAGCAGGCGGAGCGCUACGACGAGAUGGUGGACGCCAUGAAGAAGGUGGCGAACCUAGACGUCGAGCUCACUGUGGAGGAGCGGAACCUGCUGUCGGUGGGGUAUAAGAACGUGAUCGGGGCUGGGAGGGCCUCGUGGAGGAUCCUCUCUUCGAUCGAGCAGAAGGAGGAGGCCAAGGGGAACGAACAGCACGUCAAGAAGAUAAAAGAGUACAAGCAGAAGGUGGAGGCGGAGCUCUCUGGCAUCUGCAGCGACAUCAUGACGUUGAUCGAUGAGCAUCUCAUCCCGUCCUCUGUCGCCGGGGAGUCGUCAGUCUUUUACUAUAAGAUGAAGGGAGAUUACUAUCGUUACCUUGCAGAGUUCAAGACUUGCAACGAGAAAAAGGAGGCUGCAGAUUACUCUUUGAAAGCAUAUGAGGCAGCUACCAGUACAGCUGAGGCAGAUCUGUCUCCUACACACCCAAUUAGGCUGGGUUUGGCAUUGAACUUCUCUGUCUUCUAUUACGAGAUUAUGAACUCACCUGAGAGGGCUUGUCACCUUGCCAAGCAAGCUUUUGAUGAAGCAAUUUCUGAGCUUGAUACAUUGAGUGAGGAAUCUUAUAAAGACAGCACAUUGAUUAUGCAACUUUUGAGGGAUAACCUCACAUUGUGGACCUCUGACAUCCCCGAGGAUGGAGAGGAUACUACAAAAAUUGGCACGGGUGAAGAUGCACAGUGAGUUCUACCAGCUGAAAGCUAGGACAGCAAGGAUAAGGUUGCUAUGGGAACAUACAUUCUGGCCUAUAUGGGCUGGUUGCAGCUAAUUUUAAAGUCUAGCUUGCAUUCUUAUGCCUGUAGUGGAUUUUUGUGUCACUGUUGGUAUGUCCCAAUGGGAUGGCUUGAAUUCAACUAAAUCUGCAGCUUAUUACUUCACUGUCAUGUUUGUAGUACAUCUAUCAACAUCACAGUGUGGCUGUGUUUCAAGUGUUCCCUAAAUUGUUGCUAUGGAGUGAAAAGUAGAUCCUUUUCUU